AUGGCUGUCGGAAAGAACAAGCGCUUGUCGAAGGGCAAGAAAGGCGUCAAGAAGCGGACCGUGGACCCCUUCUCUCGUAAGGAUGAAUACUCUGUCAAGGCCCCUUCCACCUUCCAGAUCCGAGAUGUGGGAAAGACUAUUGUGAACAGGACCACUGGUCUGAAGAAUGCCAAUGAUUCCUUGAAAGGCCGUAUCUUCGAGGUCUCGCUCGCCGAUCUCCAGAACGAUGAGGACCAUGCAUUCCGAAAGGUCAAACUUCGUGUCGACGAAGUCCAGGGCAAGAACUGUCUGACCAACUUCCACGGACUGGACUUCACAUCCGACAAGUUGCGCUCUUUGGUUCGCAAGUGGCAGUCUUUGAUUGAGGCGAACGUUACUGUCAAGACCACUGAUGACUAUCUUAUUCGUCUGUUCGCCAUUGCUUUCACCAAGAGACGCCCAAAUCAGAUCAAGAAGACCACAUACGCUCGAUCUUCUCAAAUCCGGGCCAUUCGCAAGAAGAUGACUGAGAUUAUUCAGCGCGAGGCUGCGAGUUGCACCUUGUCUCAACUCACCACUAAGCUCAUUCCUGAGGUGAUUGGCCGUGAAAUUGAGAAGUCCACCCAGGGCAUUUAUCCUCUGCAGAAUGUCCACAUCCGUAAGGUGAAGCUUUUGAAGGCACCCAAGUUCGACCUCGGUGCUCUACUCAACUUGCACGGUGAAUCAACAACCGACGACAAGGGCCAAAAGGUCGAGAGGGAAUUCAAGGAGAAGGUUCUGGAGAGUGUUUAA
Molecule: messenger RNA, 771 nt
Organism: Talaromyces proteolyticus
Lineage: Eukaryota; Fungi; Ascomycota; Eurotiomycetes; Eurotiales; Trichocomaceae
Product: 40S ribosomal protein S3Ae
Exons: 5
Coding region: 1-771 (256 amino acids)
Biological process (GO): translation
Cellular component (GO): cytosol; ribosome
Molecular function (GO): structural constituent of ribosome
Source: RefSeq, a predicted model, not a curated record